Apaloderma vittatum (bar-tailed trogon) is the source of this 854-nucleotide messenger RNA. Its product is annotated as ICOS ligand-like. Gene Ontology annotation, cellular component: external side of plasma membrane. Gene Ontology annotation, biological process: negative regulation of T cell proliferation; T cell costimulation; cell surface receptor signaling pathway. NCBI's taxonomy places the organism in Eukaryota, Metazoa, Chordata, Aves, Trogoniformes, Trogonidae. The transcript has 4 exons. The annotation marks the transcript as partial. The record is from RefSeq and is a predicted model, not a curated record.
UUACGGAUUUCUGUUGCUGGUCCUUCAUAUCCUGAAUGAUGCUAUUGCUCUGGAGCAUGUCAUCAGUAAGCUUGGAGACAAUGUUACACUGAACUGUACUUACCGAGAAAGAGAACUGCGUUUAAACAAUCUACGGGUGUAUUGGCAAAUAGCUGAUGAUCCAGAACAGUGUUCAGUUGUACAUACACUGAUCUCUGGUCAAGACAAUGAAAGUGAACAGUGCAUUCACUUUAAAAACAGGACUCAGUUAUUCUGGGAUAGAUUGGAAGAUGGUGAUUUUUCUCUGCUACUACUGAAUGUCAGCCAGAGUGAUGAACGCACUUAUAAAUGUGUAGUAAUGGAGAAAACUGAAUAUACCAAAAAGAUUAACCAGACAGAUGUGGUUCUCAGUUUAGCAGCUAGUUAUAGCCAACCCAUACUCAGUGGACCAGUAAGAAACAGUGACAGCACUGGAGAGGAGGUGACUUUCAGCUGCAGGUCCGACAAUGGAUACCCAAAGCCCAACGUUUAUUGGAUAAAUAGAACAGACAACAGCGUCCUGCCUCCAUCAGAGCUAAAUAUCACAUACCACGCUGAUGGCACUUACAGUGUUUUUAGCACACUGAAGGUUAACACCACUUCUAACAUGCAGAUAGAGUGCUCCGUCGAAAAUAAAAUACUGCAAGAAAAUCUAUCAGCCAACUAUAAAGAGGAAAGCAACGAUUCUAGCACAGAAAGUCACCAAAACCUGGAAAGAAGUGGACGAGGUGCUCAAGCAGCUGGUAUCGUUUCUGUUGUCUUUCUGAUAGGUCUUCUAGCUGUUUUUGCCUGCUGGCUGUGGAGACGGAGGUCCUCUAAAUUAGCAUCCUACACAG